GUGACAGUCAUCACACUCUCUUUCGUGCAUCAUAUAUCUCAGCCCGACUGCCCUACCCCCGCUCCUUACAACCCCAUUUCAUUUGAUUCACAGAAGUCUCUCUUAGCUUCUUUAUAGCGGUUUUCUUGUCUCGAGACUCUCGACCGUUCUUGUAAGUUGUAACACACUGACAGAGUUCCUGUUAUUGUAAGACACUAAACAGAGUCCCAAGAAUCCAAAUUGCCCGAAGAAUUGCUCAAAAAUCAGUCUGUCCUCUAUCAAUUUAUACUCUAUCUAGAGAAAGAAGACAACCCAUCCGAGCUCUGGGUGAGUUCUUUGAUCCGCGUAUUCGAACUUGGGAACCAGCUAUAUAUCAGUUUUCAGAUGGCUCUAGAUGUUUCUGGUGCUGAAUCACCUCAGAGAAGACCAGGCCUUUUAAGAGAUCAAGUCCAAUUGGUAAAGAGAAAGGACUGUGACCGUUAUGAGAUUGUCCCAAUACAGGAUUCACUAUCAUUUGAGAAGGGUUUCUUUAUCGUAAUCCGAGCAUGCCAAUUGUUGGCCCAAAAAAAUGAUGGGAUAAUAUUGGUGGGUGUAGCGGGCCCCUCUGGGGCUGGGAAGACUGUGUUCACUGAGAAGGUACUCAAUUUUAUGCCCAGCAUUGCUGUCAUAUCGAUGGACAACUACAAUGAUUCAAGUCGUAUUGUUGAUGGAAACUUUGAUGACCCACGCUUGACUGACUAUGACACAUUACUUGAUAAUAUCUAUGGUUUGAAAGAAGGGAAGCCUGUUCAGGUGCCAAUUUAUGAUUUCAAGUCUAGCAGCCGUACAGGAUACAGGACAAUUGAAGUCCCAAGCUCCCAUAUUGUGAUCAUUGAAGGAAUUUAUGCUUUGAGUGAAAGAUUGCGGCCUUUUUUGGACCUUCGUGUAUCUGUUACAGGUGGAGUUCACUUUGACCUUGUAAAACGGGUUUUACGAGACAUACAACGUGCUGGACAAGAACCAGAAGAAAUUAUCCAGCAGAUCUCUGAAACGGUGUAUCCAAUGUACAAGGCUUUUAUUGAGCCAGAUCUCCAAACAGCUCAUAUAAAAAUUAUCAACAAGUUCAACCCAUUCACAGGAUUCCAGAACCCCACUUACAUUUUAAAGUCACCCAGGGCUGUGACAUUUGAUCAAAUUAAGUCUGUUAUUUCUGAAGACCAUAAAGAAACUAUGGAGGAGACAUAUGAUAUAUAUCUUCUACCACCAGGUGAAGAUCCAGAAGCAUGCCAAUCAUAUCUGAGGAUGAGGAACAGGGAUGGAAAGUACAAUCUUAUGUUUGAGGAAUGGGUCACAGAUAGUCCAUUUAUUAUAUCGCCAAGGAUAACUUUUGAAGUCAGUGUGCGGCUUCUUGGUGGUCUGAUGGCCUUGGGGUACACGAUAGCAGCCAUCCUGAAGCGAAGCAGCCAUGUCUUCUCUGAUGAUAGGGUCUGUGUGAAAAUUGAUUGGUUAGAACAGCUAAAUCGUCACUAUGUGCAGGUGCAAGGAAGAGAGCGAUUGUUUAUUAGACAUAUAGCAGAGCAGCUAGGCUUGGAAGGUUCAUAUGUUCCUCGCACUUACAUAGAACAGAUUCAGUUGGAAAAGCUUGUUAAUGAAGUUAUGGCACUACCAGAUGAUUUGAAAACAAAGCUUAGCAUAGAUGAGGAUCUGGUUUCAAGCCCCAAAGAGGCACUUUCUCGAGCCUCAGCAGAUAGGGUUGCUAUGAGAAAGAAGCACCUGAAAAGUGGUAUGUCACAUUCAUAUUCGACGCAUGGGGACAAGAAUCUAUCCAAGCUAACAAGGCUUGCUGUCAACAGUAGGAUUGAAGGAAGAGGCCCAGAAUCACCUGCAACACUAGUGAAUCAGGGUGUCAUUACACAACUCUCUGAACAAAUUUCUACACUACAUGAGAGAAUGGAUGAGUUCACAUCUCGGAUUGAAGAGUUGAAUUCCAAGUUUACUGUCAGGAAGGUUUCUGCCAGCCAACAAAACUUGUCUCUGCAAGCUGAAGCUUGCAAUGGCUCUGGGCCCACUUCACUCUUUGUGUCUAGUUUAAGUAAUAGUCCCUUGACUGGUUCCAUACUACCCAAUUCCUCAUCUUCUUCCCAAUUGACCAAGGAAUCCCCGCUAAUGGAAGAGAUCCUAGCUAUUGCUCGAGGACAGUGCCAAAUCAUGCAUCAGUUAGACAACCUCAGCAAUAUCCUUCAUGAGAACUUGAGCGAGCACAACCGCCAAGGAAGAGCAAUCCGGAGGAGCAGGGUGGAGGAUGCUGAAUUUUUUGGAGUUCCUCUUAUUUUAACAUUGGCUAUUGGGGGCCUUGGAAUAUUCUUGUUCAAGAAUCUGAUGUCCCGAAGCUGAGUCAUCUUCCAAAUAGCAUUUUAUAUGAGACUGGUGUUACCAUACAUGUCAUGUGAGUCUACCUUUCUGCUCGGGAAAGACUGUACGAUAGUCUGAUCUAUCAAUAGAGAUUUUGGGGCUUAAUUAUAGAUUAUAUGGUUCUCUUGAGGAUUUAGAAGAAGGGUUAUCUCGCAGAAUUGUAAAUUGAUUGGCUUAAUACGUAAAAAUUCCUACUCCCAAAUGAUUGAUUAUGUUUGUGGCUACCUCCCGUUUUUCCUA
This is a messenger RNA of Nelumbo nucifera (sacred lotus), 2610 nucleotides long. Its product is annotated as inorganic pyrophosphatase TTM2. The record is from RefSeq and is a predicted model, not a curated record. NCBI's taxonomy places the organism in Eukaryota, Viridiplantae, Streptophyta, Magnoliopsida, Proteales, Nelumbonaceae. Gene Ontology annotation, molecular function: kinase activity; ATP binding.